This is a messenger RNA of Panicum virgatum (switchgrass), 1174 nucleotides long. Its product is annotated as glutathione S-transferase 4-like. Lineage: Eukaryota; Viridiplantae; Streptophyta; Magnoliopsida; Poales; Poaceae. The coding region runs from base 389 to 1057 and encodes 222 amino acids. Gene Ontology annotation, cellular component: cytoplasm. Gene Ontology annotation, molecular function: glutathione binding; glutathione transferase activity. The record is from RefSeq and is a predicted model, not a curated record. The transcript is spliced from 6 exons.
GCAGACCAUUUUACUAUUAAAGAGAGGUCCCUCUCUUGCCUAAGAUGGUCGGGAUUGGCUCAAGGUCUCACCGUUGUUGCUCAAGUUCAGCGGACUAUAUUCAUAUUGGAUGGCCAUCUCUUAAGCUCAUGAUAUUUGAUAUGAGAGGAAGUGAGUCACCAACCGUGGUUAUAUGCCAGCAAACAUUGAUGGAUUAUUGGCUAGACGCUGACAUCUCAUCUGCGACUGCGAGCGCAAGCAAUGACGACGACACACAGAUGACACCUCCUCCACCUGGGUUUGCCACCACGCCAUUACAGUAGCAAACGAAUAAGUAGUAGAUACUACACCGAACAUGAUCAGGCGCACACAGAAAUCAUCCCAAAGCUAGGCUAAGAACACAGCAAUAAUGGCGCCGAUGAAGGUCUACGGGUGGGCCGUGUCGCCGUGGAUGGCGAGCGCGCUGGUGUGCCUGGAGGAGGCCGGCGCCGAGUACGAGAUCGUCCCCAUGAGCAGGUGCGGCGGCGACCACCGCCGCCCCGACCACCUCGCCAGAAACCCGUUCGGUGAAAUCCCAGUUCUGGAGGACGGUGAUCUAACGCUCUACCAAUCACGCGCCAUCGCGAGGUACGUCCUCCGCAAGUACAGGCCCGAGCUUCUCAAGGAAGGGGACCUGGAGGGAUCAGCGAUGGUGGACGUAUGGAUGGAGGUGGAGGCCCACCACGUGGAGCCGACCCUGUGGCCCAUCAUCCGGCACUGCAUCAUCGGCCCGUACGUCGGCCGCGAGCGCGACCAGGCCGCCGUCGACGAGAGCCUCGCCAAGCUGAGGGCGCUGCUCCCGGCGUACGAGGCGCGCCUGUCGGCGUGCUGGUACCUCGCCGGCGACGACGUCACCGCCGCGGACCUCUGCCACUUCGGCUUCAUGCGCUACUUCAUGGAAACCGAGUACGCCGCCAUCGUGGACGCGUACCCGCACGUCAAGGCGUGGUGGCACGCGCUGCUGGCGAGGCCGUCGGUCAAGAAGGUCAUCGCCGGCAUGCCGCCGGACUUCGGCUACGCCAGCGGCAACAUACCGUAGUAUAUGAGUAUAUCUACGCCAUGUUUUACAUUUCACAAAUAAAUCGUCAGAUAUUUGGUGUUAUUGGCAAAUGCGAAGUCCGCUCCGGUUGCGAUGAAGAUGAGCAGAGCUUGCAAA